AUGCCCGCUGUUGAACCCACAUCGUCAAACCCUGAGAAUGGUGGAUUAACCAAGGACGCAUCCAACGGGUUUCUUCUGUCAAUUCUUUCGGCUGCCCACAACGCUGCGCAUAUGAUUGAGUCUAUGAGUAAGGAUGAAAAGAACAGCGGUUUUUCUGAUCAGCUGGCUGAAAACACAGGUAGCAACAUUAAUGUGAACACGUCAAUUGCUGGAGGAACAGAUAUCAGCAAUUUCUCCUCCAACAGUGAGCAGACGAGCCCGAUGACCCCCACGGUAGUCGGCCCAAAUAUUGGAUCGGGAAAUUUGGCUUCCAAUGUACACUUUGAGCCCAUUCAUGAGUCGCUUGUUUCGACUAUGGGGAACGGUAACUUACAUCUUCUGCAUUUCGACAAAAAGAAGGCGAAACGUAACAGCUUGCCUGACGAUGCAUCCAAAUUGGCUAUCCCAGCUUCCACCGCGUCUGCUGAUGGUUCCAGUCGUCUCCUGGUAUCCGGAGCCAAUGAUAACAAGGUGGUGAGAAGAAAAUCUGUUUCGAACGGCUCAAUUAUGGACCCGGUUGAUCUCGACGCAAACUCCGAUCACGAUGAUAAUUUGUCCACAGUUACAAAUGAGUCGGGUUCUAAUCAGGAAUUGGAUCAGAUCUUAGACUCCGCCACCAUAGCCCCGGCAAGCAAGAAGAAGAAUCGGGAGUUUCACCAUGCAUUUCGUAAGAUUCCUCAUUCCGAAUGGCUCAUCGAUGACUUUUCGUGUGCCUUGUCGAAAGACAUUUUGGUCCAGGGAAAAAUGUAUCUUUCCAAACAUUAUAUUUGCUUCAAUUCCAACAUAUUGGGAUGGGUCACCAACAUCACUAUCCCUCUCCGUGAAGUCAUCCAGAUAGAGAAGAAAUCUACCGCAGUAGUUUUCCCCAACGGAAUGGUCAUCAGGACAUUGCAUCAACGUUAUGUCUUCGCAACUUUCCUCUCCAGAGACUCAACCUUCAACAUCAUCACCAAGGUCUGGCAAGAGGCAUUGCUGGAGAAAGUCAAUGAUGACACUAGCCGCAAAGCGAGAACCAGAAAAGCGGGACGAGGAAGAUCGAAUACUUUGGAUCAUGAUCUCACCUCAGCCGGAAAUUCCGACUUCAGUGACCACGAUGUGACGCUGGACCCAGUAGAUUUCUCCUCUCCAGCAUCAAUCAAUGAGAAGUUGGACGGUCCCUCCAGAAGGCUGUCAUUUAAAGCAAAGUCGAAGAAAAAUGAUAACUUAGGAGAGGAGAGCAGUGAUGAUUUGGAACUGUUAGUGUCUGCAACAGAAAGUACUACUAAGGAUGCUUCACCUUCGAGUGGUGACAAGGAUGGAGAAUCAUUCAACGGUUUCAAGAAUCCUGGUCCCAAAUCGCAUGCGCCUACUAAGAGCAAUUAUACGAAAGACUCCAAUGAUGUGGAAAUCACAGAGGCUACUUUUAAUGCACCCGUUGGUGUCAUUUAUGAUCUCUUGUUUGGAGAUGACAACAGCACCUACAUCAAAAUCUUGGAAGGUCUGAAGAACUUCGACAUUCAGCAAAGUAAGAUUGUGGGCAUUUCUAAUUCCAACAAGCAGAGGGAAUACUCCUACACCAAGCGACUUGGAGGAUCCAUUGGUCCUAAACAAACCAAAUGUUUAAUCACAGAUACCGUGAAGUUUUGUGAUUUCUCAAAGUAUGUUGAGAUUGAGCAGGUCACUGCUACCCCAGAUGUACCCUCGGGCAAUUCAUUCAAAGUUAAAACAAGAAUCUUCUUGACUUGGGGUCCUUCCAACAAGACUAUAAUGAACGUUGUUAGUAACAUUGAAUGGUCAGCAAAGUCUUGGAUCAAAGGUGCGAUUGAGAAGGGUAGUAUUGAUGGUCAGAAAGAUUCCAUGAAAGCGUUAGUUGAUACCUUGAAUGACACUCUCAGCAGCAAAGGAAACGGCUCCACCCCCAAGAAGAGAAAGAAAGCUAAAUCGGUGUCAACACCCCCUCCAGCGCCAGCGGCUGCGGAGGAGCCAACCAAGCAACUUACCCUCAUUGAGCAGAUCGAAAAGCUCAUCGAAACCAUUGGCGAAUCUAGCCCGGUGCAGAUUCCAAUGGUCAGUGCAAGCAUCACAGGAAUUCUUAUUCUUGCAUUUGCUUCGUUACUCUACACUUUCUGUAUCGUCAAGAUGAUCGGAGGUAGAGGACGGGGCGUAAACCUUCUGGUAACAGGACAGGAUUCGUUUACGAAAAUUAUCAGACUUAACGAUAAGAGCUACUACGUUUUCCCCACUUCAGAGACUUACUUGGGUAAUGAGAUGAACCGCAAGGUCAAUGAAGGAGUCAUGUGGAAAUGGAUCAACGAUCGAUCUGGAGGAAAAUUAAAGGGUGAGCAACCUAUGGAUUAUGGAGCGACUCCGUACAAUGAGUUUGCUGGACAAGAAUUCGACGAGGUUGUCAAGCUUGCCAAGCAACGCAUUGACCAGCUCUACCGUCAGCUUGACUCCUAA
This is a messenger RNA of Sungouiella intermedia, 2478 nucleotides long. The record is from the annotation of a GenBank genome assembly. NCBI's taxonomy places the organism in Eukaryota, Fungi, Ascomycota, Pichiomycetes, Serinales, Metschnikowiaceae.